UGUGCCUUCUAAAAUUACUCUUUCCUCUUCUUCAUCAUCCAUUACCAACCAGCAUCUCCAACCACUCCACAAUCCUACUAUACUCUACAAUCUUCUCUUCAUAUAAACAUAUAUAUAUAUAAUUUUAAUUUUAUAUAUUUAUAUUUAGGCGCAUUAUAUUGUAUUGUACAUGUAUAUAGAAGACAUAUAGAUACAUGUGUAGUGGAAAUGAUGAGUACUGAAUCAUUACCUGAUUCUCCGGUUUCGGUUGUGAAUUGCGGCGGAGGCGGCGAGGUUUCCGGGCCGGAGAGUAAGAAGAUGAAGAGGAUUAGGGAUAGCAGCAAGCAUCCGGUGUACCGGGGGGUUAGGAUGCGGAGUUGGGGGAAAUGGGUGUCGGAAAUCAGAGAGCCGAGGAAGAAAUCGCGCAUUUGGCUCGGGACUUUUCCGACGCCGGAAAUGGCGGCGCGUGCGCACGACGUGGCGGCGCUGAGCAUAAAAGGGAGCUCGGCGAUACUGAAUUUCCCUGACCUAGCGGGGAUUUUGCCCCGACCCGACUCGCUGAGCCCUCGCGACAUUCAGAGCGCGGCUGCGAAGGCGGCGGCGAUGGAGAAAUUCGACUUGCCGUCGCCGUCCUCGCACUCAUCCUCGUCAUCGUCGUCGUCGCUGUCGUCGCUCGUGUCGGCGAUCGACCUCGCGACGUCGGAGGAGCUGAGCGAGAUCGUCGAGCUGCCGAGCCUCGACACCAGCUUCGACUCGCUCGGCUUAGGCGGCGAGAUCGUCUACGUUGACUCCGUCGAAGAGUGGCUGUAUCCGCCGCCGUGGCUCGGCGGCGCCGCGGACGACGGCGGCGGCGGACCAGGGAUUAUCUCCAGCAGCUUCGAGUCUUCGUUGUGGGAUUAUUAAUGGCAGCCAUUAAUCUUCCUGUGUGAGAUUUUUUUUUCCUUUUUCUUUUUCUUUUGUAUUUAUGUUUUCUUUUUAGCCCUUUGAAUUUUAGUCUGUAGGGUUCUAAAAAAUCCCUCAUUUCGAUUUCUUACCCCCAACUUUUUUCUCUUUUAGUUCGUGUAAUAAUCUCUUUAAUGAGUCCUUACUGUACAGUGUUGGGAAGGGAUCAACAAAUUUCAUAAAUGCCUUCCAAUGCUUUGCUGUAUAAAUCUCUCUCUUUCUCUCUCUAGCUCUCUCUCAAGUUGAAAUGUCCAUUUUGUGUAUUUUUAUUUUAAUUUUUAUCGUCAACAUUGCAAUAA
This is a messenger RNA of Ipomoea triloba (trilobed morning glory), 1220 nucleotides long. Its product is annotated as dehydration-responsive element-binding protein 3-like. Gene Ontology annotation, molecular function: DNA binding; DNA-binding transcription factor activity. Gene Ontology annotation, biological process: regulation of DNA-templated transcription. The transcript has a single exon. Bases 208 to 882 code for a protein of 224 amino acids. The record is from RefSeq and is a predicted model, not a curated record. Lineage: Eukaryota; Viridiplantae; Streptophyta; Magnoliopsida; Solanales; Convolvulaceae.